AUGACUAAUUUUACUUUACUGAUGUUGCAUGAUGCACCUGCCAAAGCUGGCCAGGACAUUUACCGUCAAGCCAAAAGUCCACAAGAUGACGCGAUGUCUUCUGCCGAGCAGUUGAAAAGCGCAUACAAAAAUACAACCGCACCAAAGGACAAAUGGAAGGUCAACUAUUACAUCUUUUUUUUCGUCGGGUUUUCAUCCCUUUUUUCGUGGCAUAUUUUUAUUAAGAACUCUUUUUUCGAGGAGCGUUUUGCAUCAACCAUUUUUGCCACCACCUUUAGCAACUGGAUUGCCAGAGUUUAUAUGGCCACAAAUUUGCUUGCAAUGGUUUUUUUGAUGUUGCUUCCAGAAAGACUCAAGGGCUCCAAUAGCCUACGUGUUUCGUUGUCUUUUUUAGGAAACGUGGCCGUGUUUCUAGCAAUGACUGUAUUGCCUCCUUGCGAAUGGAUUCCGGACACAACGUAUUUCUACAUCACGCUUGUCUGUGCCGGCCUUUGUGGGUUCUUUGGCGGUGUGCUUCAAAGUUCUCUUUUUGGAAUGGCGUCCGGAUUUCCAAGCAGCUAUGUGCAGGGCAUUAUGGCCGGCCAAGGGCUUGCCGGAAUGGUGUCUUCUGUAAUUUUGAUGGCUGCAAACAUUCUUGCUGGCGACAGCAUCAAGUCUCCACAUGAAAUUGCGAUCAACGCGGCUCUUUACUUUGGACUUUCGCUUUUUUUCAUCGUACUUGGAUACAUAUCGUUCAUGUAUGUACAGCGUCUCGAGUUUUUCAAGUUCCAUUCCACCAUGUCUGCGGCACCGGGAGCGGACCUCGAUUUGUCGGAUGAAUCUAUUCAGCCGCCUCAGCAGGGCGGAAUUUUUUCCAUUUUCACAAAGAUGCCCUCGGCGCUGUAUCCGCCUGCUGUAUUUUUUGUGCUUUUCAUUACGCUUUCGGCGUUUCCGUUUAUUUUUAGCAACAUCACCUCGUCCUCAAAGUCGGACUCGUUCUUUUUCAGGAAGCUAUUCAUAUCUACCGGAUACCUGCUUUUUGACGUCGGAGAUUACAUCGGAAAAUCCAUGCCAGCAUUUGGGCUUUUCUACACCAAAUCGCACGUGUUUAUUCUUUCCUCUUCUCUUUUAAGAGUGGUGUUUAUUCCACUUUUCAUGUUAUGCAAUUUUAGAGAUCACCCGGACUUUAACGCAGCCCUGAGAAUAUUCUCUUCAGAUGUUAUCUACUUUUCGCUUGCACUGCUGUUUGGGCUGACAAACGGGUACAUUUGCUCUCUUCUAUUCAUGAAUGCGCCUCGAACCGUUCCCGAAUAUCUUCGCGAAAAGAUGGGGGCCAUCAUGCCCUUCUUUCUUACUGUUGGUCUGGCUCUUGGGCCGUUCUUUGUCGGAAUAAUCAGCCUUUUCCUUAAGAAAUAA
Mitosporidium daphniae is the source of this 1395-nucleotide messenger RNA. RefSeq lists its product as uncharacterized. The record is from RefSeq and is a predicted model, not a curated record. Gene Ontology annotation, biological process: nucleoside transmembrane transport. Gene Ontology annotation, molecular function: nucleoside transmembrane transporter activity. The transcript has a single exon. The coding region runs from base 1 to 1395 and encodes 464 amino acids. Gene Ontology annotation, cellular component: plasma membrane. Lineage: Eukaryota; Fungi; Microsporidia.